AUGGAGGAAGAAUUGGUUAAUGAGAGAAUUCAAUUAGAGGCUUCUGAGGAUUCACAGCGACAGAUUAAAGAGGAUGAUGUGUAUUCACCGAUAACAGAUAGCCGGAAAGUUUUGAAAUCGCAACAACCAUUGGAGUAUAAUGCUAUUCUACAAGGGAAAAAUGUAGUUGAGGCUGUUACUGAAGCGGCUACGUCGCAGCAUGCUUAUGCGACGGUUGAGGAACUAACUGUAAAAAGUUACAAUGGUUCGAGUUUCGAUAUUGGUACAUCGAAUAGUCAAGUGCAAAUGUAUAAUAAUCAACAGAAACAUUGGCAGAAUCUUUAUCAGAUGACGAAUAAUUCUGGAAAUGGAAAUUCAUUAAGUGAUAUUGGGUUGAUGAAUAGUGGCCAGGCUACAUCUAGUGCUUGGGAAGAUAUUGGAUCCACAUCUUUUCCUGAGUUGUUAGCUAGGAAAUCACACAGUGAUGGUCAGAGCAAUGUCAUUGAACACUUGGCGGCUGGUGAGAGUAAAGAGGGUGCUGGGGAUGUUCAUCGAGGAAUGCGGACAAAAGUAUUAUCCAAAUCUGGGUUUGCUGAGUAUUUUAUUAAAAAUUCGUUGAAGAGUAAGGGUGUUGUACAUAAAGGUCCAUCUUCGGAUCGGUUCUAUGUUCAGUCUAAAGAGAAAAAUCAGGUCAAGGCUGGCAGUGGUGCAAAUCAGAAUUGGAUUAAGACUAGCAUUGGCGCAGAUCAGAAUCAGAUGAAGACCAGCACUGGUACAGAUCAGAAACAAAUGAAGACUGGUAUUGCUGCUCAGUCAAACUCUAGUAAAUCAGUGAAGUAUGAUUCCAAAACUGCCAACUUUCCCUUUCACAGUGAUGCUUCUGUGCCUAAGUCUUGCAUGACUGAAUGUGACGGUGUAACAUUGAGAGAAUGGUUAAAAUCUGGCCAGCGCAAAACAGGAAAAGUGGAAAGUUUUACUAUAUUUAGAAAAAUAGUGGAUUUGGUGGAUGACUCUCACUCUCGGGGAAUUGCAUUGCAUAACCUUUGUCCAUCUUACAUUAAAUUGUUACCGUCAAAUCAGGUCAUGUACAUUGGUUUACCUACUCAAACACAGAUGUCAGACAGUGUUGUAAAUCCUGAAGUUCUUAACUCAGAUAAUUCUUUUAUUAGAAAAAGGGUGUCUGAGCAAGUAACAUCUUCCUCUAUUGCUAUGGAGUCCAAGAAACAAAAAAUUGAUGAGAGGGUGAGGGUUACUGGGAGUGACUUGUGUAAUGAGACUGCUAGUCAUCAUAAUGUUCAAACUCCUACAGUUGGAUCACUAGGUUAUCGAACCGAAUAUGAGAAAGAUAACCAAUUUUCUCUGUAUAAUUUUGGGAGAAUGUCUAGCAUCCCUUGUGUAUCUAAUACAGGUGAAUUUUCAUCUACAUCUUUAUGUGAAAGAUGGGAAAAUAAGUGGUAUGCAAGUCCUGAGGGUGGUUGCACAACAUCAUCAAACAUCUACUGCCUCGGUGUACUCCUUUUUGAGUUACUAAGUCAUUUUGACUCUGAAAAAGCACAUAUUGCAACAAUGUCUGAUCUUCAUCAUAGGAUUCUUCCUCCAGCUUUCCUAUCAGAAAAUCCUAAGGAAGCUGGCUUUUGUCUUUGGCUGCUGCAUCCUGAACCAUCAUCACGUCCAACAACAGGGGAAAUCCUACAAUCCGAAGUGAUCAAUGGAUUACAGGAGUUGUGUAGUGAGGAAUUGUCAUCACGUAUAGACAAAGAAGAUGCUGAGUCAGAAUUAUUAUUACAUUUCCUCACCUCGUUGAAAGAGCAGAAGCAGAACGAUGCCUCCAAAUUGGUUGAACAAUUGAAGUGCUUGGAAUCAGAUAUAAAAGAGGCAGAGAGGAGGCAUAGCUCAAGAAAAUCCUUUGUUUCCUCUGGCCUGCAGAACGAUUACUCUUGUCAGAAAGAGAUUAUGCCUCUGAGAAAGGAACUUUUGAGUGUAGAAAUGCUGCCCACACUUUCUGAAACAGGUGCCACAGAUCACCCAGAGAAAGAUAUACUAAGAACUCGUGAGAACUUGUGUGUGACACAAAAAGGCGAAGAAAAACAUAAAAGUAAAGAUGCCUUAGGAACCUUCUUUGAUGGUUUGAGCAAAUAUGCACGUUACAACAGGCUUGAAGUGCGGGGUAUGCUAAGAAAUGCAGAUUUUAACAAUCCUGCGAAUGUGAUAUGCUCUCUGAGCUUUGAUCGGGAUGAAGAUUACUUUGCUUCUGCUGGGAUAUCUAAGAAAAUAAAAAUCUUUGACUUCAAUACACUUUGCAAUGAUUCUGUCGAUAUCCAUUAUCCUGCAGUUGAGAUGUCAAACAGAUCAAAGCUCAGCUGUGUUUGCUGGAAUAACUAUAUUAAGAAUUAUCUUGCCUCUACAGACUACGACGGUGUAGUGAAGUUAUGGGAUGCUAGUACAGGUCAAGAAUUUUCUCAGUACAGUGAACAUGAAAAGAGGGCUUGGUCUGUUGACUUCUCUCCAGUAUGCCCUACAAAAUUUGCCAGUGGAAGUGAUGAUUGUACUGUCAAGCUGUGGAGCAUCAGUGAGAGAAACUGUUUAGGAACAAUCCGGAAUGUUGCUAAUGUCUGCUGUGUUCAAUUUUCUGCUCAUUCCUCUCAUUUGCUAGCAUUUGGAUCAGCGAAUUACUCGACUUACUGUUACGAUCUUCGUAAUCUUAGAAGUCCCUGGUGUGUAUUAGUUGGCCACCGUAAAGCUGUAAGCUAUGUUAAAUUCUUAGACUCUGAAACACUUGUUUCUGCCUCUACUGAUAAUUCAUUAAAGAUCUGGGAUCUCAAUAAAACCUCUUCGGUUGGUGCAUCUACAAGUGCUCGCAGCCUAACCCUGUCUGGACAUACUAAUGAGAAGAAUUUUGUGGGGUUGUCAGUUGCUGAUGGAUACAUUGCCUGUGGUUCAGAAUCAAAUGAGGUUUACACCUACUAUAAAACGCUUCCCAUGCCAAUUACUUCACACAAGUUUGGAUCUAUUGAUCCCAUUUCUGGCAAAGAGACUGAUGACGACCAAGGUCAGUUUGUUUCAAGUGUGUGCUGGAGAGGGAAGUCAAACAUGCUUCUUGCGGCCAAUUCAAGUGGAUGUAUAAAAGUGUUACAGAUGGUUUAA
This is a messenger RNA of Vicia faba (fava bean), 3123 nucleotides long. NCBI's taxonomy places the organism in Eukaryota, Viridiplantae, Streptophyta, Magnoliopsida, Fabales, Fabaceae. The record is from the annotation of a GenBank genome assembly.